GACGUGAUUGUCUUCAUCCUUUGGGUUUCGCGGCGAGAAAUUCACACCCUUUGGAUCGCAACACGAACACCUGAAAAAAAAAAUCCCUAGAAAAGGUUUUCGUAAAAAAAAAAAAAAAUCAAAAAACAAAAAAUUGUAUUAAUUUUGAGCUGAUAUGAAAUCCGAGCAAAUUCUUUUCUGAACGAAAACUCAACAACUUCCCAACCAAUUUGUUGUUUCGUUUGACCUUUGUACCGAAUCAAGCGGAGGAGGUUAUGUUGUUGUUGUGAUAGGACGGUGGGGGAGAGAAGAAGCUGGGGAAUUGGCGAGGAGGAAACGGUGUCGGAUUGACGAUGGAAUUGCUGUGUGCUACGAGGACCACUGGCGACCUUUGGGCUCGGGGAAUCGGAGGAGGUUUCAGCCAUGAGAGCGAGCAUGAUUUGGCUCUCAUGGUCAGCGAUUUUCUCGAAAAUGGAAGCGGCGGCACAGAUUCUCGCUGUAGCAGCGAUUCCGAUUCUGGUUUCUCUGAUCUCGCCCACCUCGCAGAUAAAAUUUCCUUUUAUAAGCAUUCUGUGCCGCGGUAUGAGAUGGACUUGAUGUCUGUGGUUAAUUCUCUCAUAUUGUCUAUCAAAGAGACAGAGCUUAACGUUGUUAAGUCGGGCCAAUGUAACGGUAGCUGCAUCAGGUUUUCGCUGGUAAAGCUCUUGAGACUUUCCGGCUAUGAUGCUGCUGUGUGCUCGACGAGGUGGCAGGGUAGUGGCAAGGUGCCAGGAGGGGAUCAUGAAUAUAUUGAUGUGCUGAAUUACAAUAAUAAUGGGAGUUCUGAGCGUUUGAUCAUUGAUAUUGACUUUCGAAGCCACUUCGAAAUAGCUAGAGCUGUUGAUUCUUAUGAUAGAAUAUUGAAAUCGCUCCCAGUUGUUUAUGUGGGUUCUUUGGUAAGGUUGAAGCAGUUUCUUCAGGUUAUGGUUGAGGCUGCGAGAUCUUCUUUGAAUCAAAAUUCAAUGCCUCUUCCUCCAUGGAGAUCUCUUGCUUAUUUGCAAGCAAAGUGGCAGUCGCCCCACCUGAGACAUUUUCUACCAGGUGAACAGAAUAUCAAUGGCACCUGCUCUUUUGAUCAUGAACAGUGCAUAGGUCACUUAAAAAGGCUGCAGUCUUCUCUGCAUUCUGAAAUUGAACCAGAGCUGUUUCUGAAGCCGAUAAACAGUGACAAUAACCGGAGGUUGAAAGUUGAGAGGCAUCGGCAUUCCUUCUUGAGACCUCUUUGAGAGGUACAAAUUUUGGCCUUGGAAAAUGCAAGUUCCAUAUGAGAGUGUAAUUCUAUUGCGGCUUUCUUUUCUGUGAUUUGUUUUCGACAUAUUAAAUAAGUGAGAACCAGCAUAAAUUGAAGCUUCAGAGAAGCACACACUGCUAACAAUGACAAGCAGCAUUUUCGUUCUUUACUUUUUUUGGCUUGAGUCGGUAUCAAGUUUUCGGAGCUGCAUAUGUGUAAUUCUUUAUGCUUUGAUUGAACCACUAUUAGCGAAUUGAUGAGUAGAUUGUUUCUGGGUUUUGCGUUUUCAUAAUCAUCUUGAAUGUA
This is a messenger RNA of Mangifera indica (mango), 1555 nucleotides long. RefSeq lists its product as uncharacterized. Bases 333 to 1244 code for a protein of 303 amino acids. The record is from RefSeq and is a predicted model, not a curated record. NCBI's taxonomy places the organism in Eukaryota, Viridiplantae, Streptophyta, Magnoliopsida, Sapindales, Anacardiaceae. The transcript has 3 exons.